AUGUCCCAUAUUAAAAUUAUACGCAAUUGUUUCCCUCGUCUUUGUAAAAAUAUUACCUCAUACAGCGGAUGUUUAAAAAAACCGAAAACGUACAGGUUCGCUUUAAAUUCCCGCUGUUUUACACGCAACUUCGCAACUCAAACUGCCCCUGAUCUGGAUAAUAAUGUUUUGAAUUCGCCAUGGGGUGAAAUUAAAGUUGGGGAUGAAACUUUAACUGAAUAUGUGUUUAGUGAUUACGAGCUGUGGGCGGAUAAGCCGUCUGUGACUUGCGGUAGCUCAGGCAGAUCAUAUCAAUACGGCAUGCUACGAAUGAUGGUGGAACGUUGCGCUAUGGGGUUAAUUGGUCACAUGCGUUUGUCACCCGGCGAGCGCAUCGGCCUAAUAUUGCCAAAUAUUCCUGAAUUUGCGGCGCUCAUACAUGGCGCGAUAAGAGCUGGACUAGUUGUAACCUUUGCUAACCCGUUAUACACUGCUGAGGAAGUUAGGAAGCAGUUCACGGACUGUGAUGUAAAAGCGAUCGGAACUAUCGAGAUGUACAUGCCGCUCGCGCAAGAAGUCAGCAAGUCGCUGAAGGACUAUAAAGGAACUAUUUGGGUCGGAGGUGAAGACGAUAAAACUAAUGGAAUAUUCGGACUUCGCUCGCUUCUGAUGGCGGAUCACAAAGCCGACCUACCGAAAUUAAACUGCGAAGAUGUAUGCCUGCUCCCCUAUUCCAGUGGAACUACAGGCAUGCCUAAAGGUGUAAUGCUUACGCACAAGAACCUUGUCUCCAAUUUGAAACAAAUACAAUGUCCAAAGAUGAUGAAGUACAAAGGCGAAAAAGGUCACGGAGACGUAAUUUUAACGGUGCCGCCAUUUUUCCACAUUUACGGAUUCAACGCCGUUCUAAAUUAUAAUUUAACUCUCGGAUACCAUGUCGUCUCCAUGCCCAAAUUUACACCGGAUGACUACAUAAAGUGCCUGGUGGAGUACAAGCCAACAACUCUCUUCGUAGUGCCUUCACUUCUCGCUUUUCUAGCGACACAUCCUUUGGUUAAAAAGGAACAUUUAGUGUCUGUAGAAACCAUAAUGGUAGGAGCAGCACCUACCACGGAUAGUUUGCUGGAAAAGUUUCUACUUAAAUGUGAAAAGACUAAGGACGAAAUAAAACUGUUGCAAGGUUAUGGAAUGACAGAAAGCUCUCCUGUGACGUUGAUGACGCCUUACAUAUAUCCGUUUAACAAAAUAGGCUCAGUGGGUCAGCUGGUGCCCAGCACUCAAGCACGGGUUAUUUCUCUCACUACAGGUGUUUCUCUGGGUUCGCACAAGUCUGGCGAAUUGUGUCUGCGUGGACCACAGGUCAUGAAAGGUUAUUUGAACAACGAAAAAGCUACAUUGGAAACGAUGGAUAGCGACGGCUGGCUGCAUACAGGCGACGUGACGUACUACGAUGACGACCACUAUUUUUACAUUGUAGAUCGUACUAAAGAACUUAUUAAAGUUAAAGGCAACCAGGUGUCGCCCACUGAAAUAGAAAACGUGAUAACAGAGCUACCGGAAGUAGCAGACGUAGCCGUUGUCGGCGUGCCGGACGCCCUGGCCGGGGAACUCCCGAAAGCGUUUGUUGUUUUGAAACCAAACAACAAACUUACGGAGAAACAAAUCUACGAUUUCGUAGCUCAAAAGCUUACUAGAUACAAACAUCUUGAAGGAGGCGUCGCCUUCUUGCAAACAAUUCCAAGAAACGCCGCGGGAAAAAUCAUGCGAAAUGAACUAAAAGUUCUUGGUUCAAAAAAUAAUAAAAUACAAUUUUAA
Messenger RNA from Parnassius mnemosyne (clouded apollo), 1794 nucleotides. Lineage: Eukaryota; Metazoa; Arthropoda; Insecta; Lepidoptera; Papilionidae. The record is from the annotation of a GenBank genome assembly.